Molecule: messenger RNA, 882 nt
Organism: Rangifer tarandus platyrhynchus (Svalbard reindeer)
Lineage: Eukaryota; Metazoa; Chordata; Mammalia; Artiodactyla; Cervidae
Source: the annotation of a GenBank genome assembly
AUGUUUCCUGACCCCAGACCCACUCUGCUUCCCGGAACUCUGCUUACAGAUGAAGAAGAGGCCUCAGCCCCAGGGACCGCAGAGCCAGUCGCCAGUGGCUCCAACAGCUGGACAUCACCCUCCUGCUCUUCCUGCCCACCCCCCGCCCUUGUUCAAGCCCUCUUGUCCUUUCCUCCCCGUCUUUCCCUUUUCCCUGUUUCCCGUAUCUUCCUUUUCUCCCUAUUCAGAUGGAGUCGUACUCAAUUAAGCAGAGGCCGUAGCUGGUGUCCACGUGGUCGUUUUCAUUUUCUUCUUCUCUUGGCCAGCAGCGCUUGUCUCCACUUCCACGUCCUUGACCACCUGCCCCAGGCGGACUGUCCUUUAUGCCACCGGGUGGCACCAGCGCUGUCACUGGAGUCAUGGUCGCAGGACUUUCCUUGUAGAGGACAUCGCUCACCUGAGAACACAGGCUUGUUACAUGUCCCAAUUACCAUUCUCUUCCUCCCUCAUUUCUGGAUGGGAUUUGACAGCCCAGCCUCUCCCGAAGCUAGAAGCUGCCUUGGAACGAAGGAUGUUACUGAAACUGUUGUGCAGCGUACUGAAAGUGUCCAUAAACAGGGGUUGCGGGGGCCCUUCUUUGUUCCUUCCCAGUUUCUGCUGAUUAGAGUGGAGAUGUGCUGUGUGGAGCUUGAGUCUCCAGCUCAGAUCGUGAGACCCCAGGCUGCACACAAUGGGAGGGGUGUAGCAAGACUCGGUCUGAACCUCCCUCCAGACCAGCCCUGGGCUGACCGCCUGCCCAGUUCUGUUACUCGAGGGAGAAACUCAACUUCUAUCACAUUUGAGCCACUGUUAUUUUUAAAAGAUACAUAUCCAGAGGUACAUUCUAACAUACGGAAUUUAUAA